Molecule: messenger RNA, 1270 nt
Organism: Erigeron canadensis
Lineage: Eukaryota; Viridiplantae; Streptophyta; Magnoliopsida; Asterales; Asteraceae
Product: protein EXORDIUM-like 3
Exons: 1
Coding region: 74-1093 (339 amino acids)
Source: RefSeq, a predicted model, not a curated record
AUAUACAUCCACACUUAAACACACCUACUCCACUCAUUUCUGCCACUACUCGUACCAACUCCACUUCACCAAUAUGCAACGCCGGUCAUCGGCGCCACCACUCCCCACACUCACCCUCCUCCUUUUCUUCCUUCACCUCGCCGCCGCAUUCCGCCCAUGGCCCAACCAAAAAACCAACUUCACCGAGCUCCAAUUCGGCGGUAACAAAAAAUACGAAGGCUCAUCAGAAUUCGUGAAACUUAAAUACCACAUGGGUCCUGUUCUUACUGCCAACAUGACCGUACACAUUAUAUGGUACGGAACCUGGCCCAGUUCACAAAAAAGAAUCAUCCGUGAUUUUAUCAACUCGAUAUCUGACGGCGGACAACAUCGUUCGCCGUCGGUAUCGGGCUGGUGGAAAACGGUCCAGCUUUACACUGACCAAACCGGUUCUAACAUUUCAAGAACCGUACGGCUGGGUAAAGAAAAAAAUGACCGGUUUUUAUCUCACGGUAAAAAACUAACUAGGUUGUCAAUACAAUCUGUAAUAAAAUCAGCUGUGACAGCUAAGACAAAACCAUUGCCAAUACAUCCAAAAGGUGGGGUCUAUUUGUUACUAACAGCUGCUGACGUGUACGUUCAAGAUUUCUGUCAAAAUGUAUGUGGGUUCCAUUAUUUUACUUACCCAUCCAUUGUAGGGUACACGUUACCCUACGCAUGGGUGGGUAAUUCAGAAAAAUUAUGCCCGGGUGUAUGCGCGUACCCGUUUGCGGUACCCGAAUACAUCCCGGGUUUAAAACCGCUAAAAUCGCCAAAUGGAGAAGUAGGUAUUGAUGGGAUGAUAAGUGUGAUUGCACAUGAAAUAGCUGAGAUGGCUUCUAACCCAUUGGUCAACGCUUGGUAUGCUGGUCAAGACCCUUCAUUUCCGGUUGAGAUUGCUGAUUUAUGUGAAGGGAUAUAUGGGACCGGCGGUGGAGGGUCGUAUACUGGGCAGAUGUUGAACGAUCGAGAUGGCGCCACGUAUAACAUGUAUGGGAUCCGACGAAAGUUUUUGGUACAAUGGGUUUGGAAUCAUGUGUUGAAUUACUGUACUGGCCCUAAUGCUCUUGAUUGAAAAUGGAUGUUUAAAAACAAUGAGAGCCAAAAAGGACAAAAGUGUGUUUCGCUAGAAUGGUGUAUUUAGGGGCUCUUUAGACUUUUCACUUUUGCUUUCUUUCUAAUUUAUGUUUCUUUUUGAUGAUUACUUUCAUUAAUGAGAUGCUAUUAAUGAAGUUAAUUGUUUUAUGGGGUU